Messenger RNA from Nicotiana tabacum (common tobacco), 2423 nucleotides. Its product is annotated as copper-transporting ATPase RAN1. Lineage: Eukaryota; Viridiplantae; Streptophyta; Magnoliopsida; Solanales; Solanaceae. Gene Ontology annotation, cellular component: membrane. The record is from RefSeq and is a predicted model, not a curated record. Gene Ontology annotation, molecular function: transporter activity; ATP binding; ATP hydrolysis activity.
AGUGACAAGUAAAAGUGUCUAUUUUUAGAAUACUUGACUAGUAAAAGUGAACGGAGGGAGUAGAUGAUUACACUUCAAAAUGAUUAAUGAUUUCAGCAACUAUGCUUGUUGAACCUUCUGAAUUAACAAUUGAUAAAUCCUACUUCGUCUGGUACCUUGAAUGUUAAUUAUUUUUUCAUGUCGUGAUACGUGAAAGCUAGAAACAAAUGAGGUUUAUUGUGCAGCAGAUGAAUUGGCCAGAUAACAGUGAUGGAGCUUGGGCUAGACGUCGUCCUGUUCAGAAUUUUAUUAGAGAAAGGUAUAUUUGCUAAUUAUAAACCCCUCCUUUUCUUGAGAAUACAUGUACGAAUAUGAGAAUAUAUUGGUGCUUUUAAUUUGUUAUCAAAGAGCAAAGUGUUGGAUUAUUUUCAUUCCCAAAUUUUCAAUGUUUGAGGUCAGGGAGUUCCAUUUGAUAUGAAAGCUACAAAGUAAUCAACCAAAGCGACUAAAUGCAAGUAAAGAUGCUUCCAAGGGAUAAUCUAUUGAUAAAUUUUACAACUUGAGAGAUAACUUACCAUCCUCUUAUAUUAGGAAGAAUAAACUUCUAUAUAAUUUUAAGGGCAAACAUAUGUGGUUAAAUUGAUAUGAAGGAUAUAAAACAUCUGUUGUCCUUUGUCCAUACAUCAAUAUCAGUUCAGCUUUGACUUCCGUUGUCUAUUUAAUUUUUAGCUGCAAAUACAGUAAUAUCAGUUGUCUUUUUUCUUUUGGUUGUUUUCUUUUUUUGAUAAUAUAUAGUGAAGAGAGAUGGAAUGAAUUGAAUUCCUGUUUUAUGUUUCAUCUCCCGUAGUUGUAGUGAUGUAGUAGCUUACAAAAUUGGAAAAGGCAUUACUUGGUGCAAACUGUUUGCAUAUAUGAUCCUCGUCAAUAUGGUAUGUGGUAGUGAAAAGGUUGUACACUAUGGAUGAUGGUCUUGUUUUUGAAAAGGAUCCAAAUAUACCAUCAGAACAAAAUUUGCCUACUUGAGUAUGUUGUUGUCCAUUGUUCAACUGGAAAAUUUUAAGGUGGAGUCUGGACAAUUAUUAGGAUAAAGUUUAUAUAUUUGUGCCAGGCUCCUCUAACAUACCUCUGCUUUAUGCUUUAUUACUUUGGCAGUGUGGUCCCUUCCUAAUGGGUGAUUGGUAUGAUUCAGCUUGAAUAACCUGAGAAUGAGGAUUUUUUUGCGAUAAGCAAAAAUACCUGUGUGGUCCCUUCCUAAUGGGUGAUUGGCUAAAGUGACUGUUGUCCAAUUUGUCAUUGGUAAGCAUUUUUACGUUGCAGCAGGAAGAGCACUUCGAAAUGGUUCCACAAACAUGGAUGUCUUAGUUGUAGUGGGAACUACAGCUUGCUAUGUUUACUCUGUAUAUGCACUACUUUAUGGUGCAAUUUCUGGAUUCUGGUCUCCAACUUACUUUGAAACAAGUGCCAUGUUAAUAACAUUUGUACUUCUGGGAGAGUACUUGGAAACUCUUGCAAAAGGAAAGACAUCAGAUGCUAUCAAAAAGCUCGUAGAACUGACUCCAGUGCCUACCAGGUUUUUUCGGUCAGAGAUGCGAUAUACUACUGGCAAAUGUGGAAGAGUCAUAAGUCAAAGAGAAAUAGAUGCUUUGUUGAUUCAACCUGGCGAUGUACUAAAAGUGCUUCCUGGUGCAAGAGUUCCUGUUGAUGGCGUGGUUGUAUGGGGUUCAAAUCAUGUUAACAAGAGUAUGGUAACUGGAGAAUCUGUUCUUGUUCUGAAAGAGGUCAAUUCAGUAGUCAUUGGUAGUACAAUCAAUUUACAUGGUUCGCUUCACAUACAGGCUACAAAAGUAGACUCUAACACAGUCUUGAGUCAAAUUAUAUUGGUGGUUGAGACAUCACAGACGUCAAAAGCUCCGAUUCAGAAGUUUGCUGACUAUGUGAGUAUUAUUUGGCAUGUCUUUUGUCAAAAUAGUGUCAUGACACUUGCAAAUUAACUGUUUCAGUGGUGUUGAACUUUAUUAUAUCUGCUUGCUCUAGGACAAAUUACCGACGGCCUUGGAAAAGCAUUUAUGAAUAGAAUUCACGAAUUCUAAGAAUGCCCAGAUAGGAACUAUAAACCGCCUUUCUUUCCGUUACAUAUGCUCCAUUGUAUGCUGUCAGAUGUUCUCCCACCAUUUCUAUCUAAAUGUUGUUGGAGACUCUUAUGAUUUAUCCUCAUGGAUCUGGAAAGUGGUGCUCUGCGAAGCAUGUUUCAAUGUCUCAGUUUAUUCUUUUGACCACAUCAAAUAUUAGAAUGCCGAAAUGAGUUUUCAACAGUUUUGAGUAGCUGAAAAUCAUAUCAGUUUAGGUUCGACUAAUGAAUUCUUUAUUUUCAGUUUACUUAUUGUUUCUUGACCACUAACAUAUGCUAUUGAAGUUGUAUAAACUCCAACCCUGUAACAAAUUCA